This is a messenger RNA of Amaranthus tricolor (Joseph's coat), 1225 nucleotides long. Its product is annotated as protodermal factor 1-like. Bases 109 to 1092 code for a protein of 327 amino acids. The record is from RefSeq and is a predicted model, not a curated record. NCBI's taxonomy places the organism in Eukaryota, Viridiplantae, Streptophyta, Magnoliopsida, Caryophyllales, Amaranthaceae. The transcript is spliced from 3 exons.
ACCUUUUCUUAACUUCAUACUACAAUUUAGGAAUUUUCCUUUUUAAUUCGUUCAAAUAUUUUAUUUGUACCAAUUCUCAAAAUAAUUACAAAAUAGAUUAUAUUAACAAUGAAGGUGUUUUUAUUCCUGUUGUUGGUAUUUAUCUUUGUUGGUCUGGAAUUUGAUGUUGUCCAAAGUGGAACAAUGGUGACUGGUGCAGUUUUUUGCGACCAGUGUAAAGAUGGCCAAGUGUCCAUGUUUGAUUAUCCUCUCUCUGGGAUGAAGGUAAGUAUGGUAUGUUCAGGAAGUGAUGGAAAAAUGACAACAGUUGGGAAAGACACCACAAAUAUGUUUGGCAACUAUGGUAUAACAUUUGAUGGAACCCCUGAUUUGAGUACCUGUUUUGCUCAAAUUUCACCAAAUUCUAAUGUGGACCCCAGUAAUAAGUGUGGGGCUAUUCCAGGCUCACCUAAAUCAGUUAAACUUAUGUUUAGCAUGUUUGAUAUGGCAAUGUAUACUGUUGAUCCUCUAAUUUCUCAGCCUGCUCAGCCUAUGUCUUCUUGUUCAACCCCUUCAUCACCUCCUACUUCUCCUAGUCCAGUCACCUUACCACCUCCUACUAGCUCGAAUCCACCACCGAUGGGACCCAUCGUUCCGGUCACUCCAUCGGCUCCGCCCAAAGCUCCGGCACCGGCUUUUCAGCUUCCACCUAUGAUUCCCUUGCCACCAGCACCGUUCUUGAGAAGUUCGGCAUGCUCAUAUGAUUAUUGGAUGAAGGCAGAGUACAAAUGCUACUGGAGAGCAGUAAAGCCAGAAACAUCAGUAGCAGAAGUAUUUGGUCCAUUAGCAGCCCAAAAAUAUGGGAGUGACAUAACAUUAUAUGCAAGCCUACAAGGUAAGGGUGACCCUUACAAAACCCUCUUAAGGGAAUCUGUAACUGCACUUCUCAACUCUUGGAAUAGCAUGCGUUUUCCUUACUUUGCACCUCAAGUUCUUCACCACUUCAACAAGGCUUUAAUGUCUGAUUCUACAUCUAGUGUGCUUCAAACAGCUUUGAAGUUCAGGAGGGUUAAUACUGGAUCUCCUUGCAAAUUUGAAACUUGCAAGUCCUGAUUAUAUAUUAAUCAUACUGUUAUAUAUAUAAUGUACUGGAGUAUUUUUUAAUAAUUGUAUUGUUAGGUACUUUUGAUUUACAUAUAUUGUACUUAAUUUAGUUUAUAAUUUAUAAGAGUUCAUCUUCGUAGUA